AUGAACCUGAACGGCAAGAUCACCAGCGGGUGUACGGUCCAUCUCCCCGAAGCACGAGAGGGCGACUUUGUCUUGUUUGUGACACGAGAAGAAUGGGACAGUCUCCGCGCUGUGAGAGCUCCGGUUUUCCUGUGUCCAAAACGUGGACGGAUCGACUUUAUCAGCCGGGAAAAGUAUCGUCAGGCUGUGGUGCAUUGGUAUGAGCAGUCCGAGGAUCAUUUUCAUUUGCCUGGUGCUGUGCAGUAUACCGGUACUACUCGUGCCAUUGAAUCGAAGACGAUGACGACAACAAGAAAUGUCUGGUAUCGAAACAAGUUCUUUCCGCAGGUGACAGUCUUUGUUGCGCUGGCCAUCAUGGCAGCCAUGAAGAUGAUCGAAGCCAAGGGCGUGGCAUACUGCAACGACAUUGCAGCCAAAACGAAGGUUCAGAAAAGCGUUCUCCUCCUGGCAGUGGCCUUGCUUAUUCCUCUCACCACGCUUCUUUGUCAUAAUGAUGCGCUCCAAUUUGGAAGACGGAAAAGGACAAAGGUUGUCAAGAAACAAACAUAA
Seminavis robusta is the source of this 549-nucleotide messenger RNA. Lineage: Eukaryota; Bacillariophyta; Bacillariophyceae; Naviculales; Naviculaceae. The record is from the annotation of a GenBank genome assembly.